Ochotona curzoniae (black-lipped pika) is the source of this 3107-nucleotide messenger RNA. RefSeq names its product septin 4 (gene SEPTIN4). Gene Ontology annotation, cellular component: microtubule cytoskeleton; septin complex; sperm annulus. Gene Ontology annotation, biological process: regulation of exocytosis; cytoskeleton-dependent cytokinesis. The record is from RefSeq and is a predicted model, not a curated record. The transcript is spliced from 14 exons. Lineage: Eukaryota; Metazoa; Chordata; Mammalia; Lagomorpha; Ochotonidae. Gene Ontology annotation, molecular function: GTPase activity; molecular adaptor activity; GTP binding. Bases 1 to 2943 code for a protein of 980 amino acids.
AUGGUCAAGACGAAUAAACUUGGGUCCAAGGUAGAGGUUUCAACACAUAAAGGGGCUGAGGUCCACAGCAGCAGUCCUCAGCGGGUGCAAGGCUACCCUCCUACCCACAGCCAGCGAAGCACUGCCAUCUCCUCGAGCCCUCCACCCCAUCGAAGACCAGAAGCUGCACAUCCCAUCCCUCCCAAGGCGGCCCCAAGCUAUCCUCGAUCUUUCUCCCCAGAAACAGGCCCUGGUUACUCUUCAGCCCACAUUUCUCGGGGAACCGAGUCCCGGCCCAGAACAGACGCAUUCCACCAUUACUCUCCUCAUCGAAAGACCCAGCAAGUUCAGACAGCAACAUCCCACACUGUAAGCACCCAUCAGAAUGUGAGCCCACCCAGAGAGUGUGCAGCACGGAGAGGUGGUGAGAACAAGCCCAUGCGCGACAUCACCCAGCCGAGCUCAUUAAUCCCAGAUGUCAAGUCCUCUCGCCGACUGAGUUUCUUAGACCAGAAGAAUAACUUUCGUACUCAUAACUUCCAAGAAGAGGAUCCACCUUCCAAGGUACAGAACCCACAAGGUGUUCGAGUGCCUCGUAGAGUUUCGAUUCAACCAAAGGAUGAAGCAAUACAGACCGACCCCAUCCAAAGGACUACCAAGAGUCCCUCCAGGCUAGACCAUGGCAGCAGCCGCCUUAGUACUGAACGUUGGGCCACCCUGAAAAAGACUCUUGUCCGGGAGCCAGAAAUGGAUUUUUACAAUUCAGUGCUUUCGGCAACCAAGUCUUUGCAUAAGAACAUAAACUUGGAUUCAUCCCUCAAACUCUCUGUCCUUAGAAAUUUGGAUGGCAGACAGGGAGUUCCCUCAUGUGCUGAGCCUGAGUCUCUCUGCAAGCACUCUGUCUACACUGAAAUCAAGCCCUCAAAACUCUCAACGAUAUCAGAGGUGGAGUCCAACAUGAAGUCUCCAAUCCAAGAAGACACUGACGUCAGUGUCAAGGUUCCCAUUUCCCCAGGACAAUCAAUACCAUCAACUCACCGUGUGAGAGCUCGAUUAAUGUCUGAAAGCUUACCCAGACCUCCUCUGUUUGCCACUGCAGAACCUUCACAGGGACUCACAGAAAUGAACCACAUGUCCCCAGGACCCACAGCCAGGUAUCAAGAACCAUCCCAAAAGUCUGCCCAUAGUACAGAACUGGAACUGACUCCUCGGCCUUUACCCCCUCGAUCCUUACCCAGAUACGGGCCCGAGUCCUCAUGGUGGGCCUUACUGAAUCCUGAUGUUGAAACGCCUCAAAGUCGACCAAUAACCCCUGAUUUUGAGCCCAAGUCCUCUCCUCCCCUAGACCCAUUCAUGUCCCUUUUGGAAAUGGACUCAAGCCCUUUAUGUGAGGAUCUGAUGUUCCAGAGAGAAAAGGAAAGCCCAUCACUGCCAUCACCAAAAGAGCCUCCGGACCAGACACCCAUGAAGGAAGUGCCAAAGACCCCCAAGCACACCUGGAAACAACCAAUUCAAAGGUUUAGUGCUUUCUUCCUGGAUGUUUCUGAGGAAAUGUGCAACCGUGUCAUCUGGUGGCUGAAAGAUGAGGAGAUCAAGCGUUUCCUGGAGGACACCACCGAUGAUGCAGAACUGAACAAGUUCGUGAAGGAUUUUCCAGGAAGCGAGAGCUGCCACCCACCGGAGGCCAAGACCUGGGGGUCCAGGCCACAGAUCCCGGAGCCAAGGCCCCAAACCCCGGAGCUCUAUGAGGAUGACCUGGAGUUCAGACCCCCGUCAUGGCCCCAGGCCUCUGACAGCCAGCAGUACUUCUGUGCCCCAGCCCCUCUCAGCCCCUCCACUCGGCCCCGCAGCCCUUGGGGCAAGCUCGAUCCCUAUGACUCCUCUGAGGAUGACAAGGAGUAUGUGGGCUUUGCGACCCUGCCCAAUCAGGUCCACCGCAAGUCAGUGAAGAAAGGCUUUGACUUCACCCUCAUGGUGGCAGGAGAGUCUGGCCUGGGGAAAUCCACCCUGGUCAACAGCCUCUUCCUCACAGACCUAUACCGGGACCGGAAGCUCCUUAGUGCUGAAGAGCGGAUCAUGCAAACUGUGGAGAUUACUAAGCACGCAGUGGACAUAGAGGAAAAGGGUGUGAGGCUGCGGCUCACCAUUGUGGACACACCAGGCUUUGGCGAUGCAGUCAACAACACAGAAUGCUGGAAGCCUGUGGCAGAAUACAUCGACCAGCAGUUUGAGCAGUAUUUCCGAGACGAGAGUGGCCUGAACCGCAAGAACAUCCAAGACAACAGGGUGCACUGCUGCCUGUAUUUCAUCUCGCCCUUCGGCCACGGGCUCCGACCAUUGGAUGUUGAAUUCAUGAAGGCCCUGCAUCAGCGGGUCAACAUCGUGCCUAUCCUGGCUAAGGCGGACACACUGACACCUCCUGAAGUGGAUCGCAAAAAACGCAAAAUCCGGGAGGAGAUUGAGCACUUUGGAAUCAAGAUUUAUCAGUUUCCGGACUGUGACUCUGAUGAGGAUGAGGACUUCAAAUUACAGGACCAAGCCCUAAAGGAAAGUAUCCCAUUUGCAGUCAUCGGCAGCAACACUGUGGUAGAAGCCAGAGGGCGGCGAGUUCGAGGGCGGCUCUACCCCUGGGGCAUCGUGGAAGUGGAGAACCCAGGGCACUGCGACUUCGUGAAGCUGAGGACAAUGCUGGUGCGCACACACAUGCAAGACCUGAAGGACGUGACGCGGGAAACCCACUAUGAGAACUACCGGGCCCAGUGCAUCCAGAGCAUGACCCGCCUGGUGGUGAAGGAAAGGAAUCGCAACAAGCUGACUCGAGAGAGUGGUACCGACUUCCCCAUCCCUGCCAUCCCACAGACAGAUCCAGAAACUGAGAAGCUGAUCCGAGAGAAAGAUGAGGAGCUGCGGCGGAUGCAGGAGAUGCUACACAAAAUCCAAAGGCAGAUGAAAGAGACACAGUAACUGGCUUUCAGCCCUGGAUAUUUAAAUCUCCUCCUCCAGCCCAUGCCAGCCCCUCCUAACACAAGCUCUGCUCAGGCCCCUCGCAGCUACUGCCACUUGGCCUUACAUCCCUGCUGACUUUCCAGAGACUCAGAGGAAAUAAAGUUAGUAACUCUCUAGGUGGC